AUUUUAAACCAGAUAGGAUCUGACGCUGUGCCUUACUUGUCAAAAAUGAACUAUUUCGCAGUCCUUUUAUUUUUUGGAUUGGCUGCCAUAGCAACAUGUCAGAUUGUCGGCGCACCAGAAGAUGCUACAUAUACUGAUGAAGUUACCCGUAUGGCAAAAUUUGCAGUCGGCGAGAUAGGUUCUGAGUACGCAUUUGUCAAAGUCAUUUCCGGAACGAGACAGCUUGUCAACGGUCUGCUGUACAACAUUGAACUCGUUGCAAAAAGGAUAAUAAAGGGACAGAAGAACAAAAGGAGAAGGUGCAAAGUUAUUGUAUAUGAGGUAGCUCACGAGGGUUAUCUGGAGCUUGAAGAAUUCCAUUGUCAUUUUAAUAACAAGCCACCAAGACUUUAAAAGCAUGAGAAUGAAGCUAAAGAAAAACCAAAAAACAUUAAAAUUCAAAAAAUGAAAAUUCAUGUUUUGUUGAGAAAUAUAUCUGUUUUAAUUCA
Mercenaria mercenaria is the source of this 488-nucleotide messenger RNA. RefSeq lists its product as uncharacterized. Gene Ontology annotation, molecular function: cysteine-type endopeptidase inhibitor activity. The record is from RefSeq and is a predicted model, not a curated record. The coding region runs from base 46 to 393 and encodes 115 amino acids. Lineage: Eukaryota; Metazoa; Mollusca; Bivalvia; Venerida; Veneridae. The transcript has 3 exons.